This is a messenger RNA of Pungitius pungitius (ninespine stickleback), 799 nucleotides long. RefSeq names its product hairy-related 12 (gene her12). Gene Ontology annotation, molecular function: RNA polymerase II cis-regulatory region sequence-specific DNA binding; protein dimerization activity; DNA-binding transcription factor activity, RNA polymerase II-specific. The transcript has 2 exons. Bases 25 to 504 code for a protein of 159 amino acids. Gene Ontology annotation, biological process: anterior/posterior pattern specification; regulation of neurogenesis; regulation of transcription by RNA polymerase II. Gene Ontology annotation, cellular component: nucleus. The record is from RefSeq and is a predicted model, not a curated record. NCBI's taxonomy places the organism in Eukaryota, Metazoa, Chordata, Actinopteri, Perciformes, Gasterosteidae.
UAUACUCACUUCACCUGCACAGACAUGGCUCCUUGCUCAUCCAACUACUCCUCUAUUCCCCACACCAGGAUCUCUGAGAAGGACAACAUCAAAUUAAGAAAACCUUUUGUGGAGAAAAUGCGGAGAGAUCGCAUCAAUAGCUGCAUCGAGCAACUCAAGAUCAUCCUGGAGAAGCAGUUUCACAAGAAGGAGCCCACCUCCAAGCUGGAGAAAGCCGACAUCCUGGAGAUGACUGUGAGCUUCUUGAGGCAGCAGCUACAGCCGCGCCUCUGUGACAGUGACUACAACCAAGGCCUCUCUAAGUGCUGGGAGGACUCGGUGCACUUCCUAUCUGCUGCACCCGACACAGAGGGCUCCGUCACUCCUCUGCAUGGCCUUCAGCGGCAGAAGCUCCAUCCGGCCCAGAGAGCUAGCAGCACCUCACCAGUGUGCUCCCCCCUCAGGCCCACCACGCUGCAGGACAGCAGCAGCAGCAGCAGAGGCAACGUGUGGAGACCUUGGUAGAGACUUUGACACACACGGACAGUCAGAGACUUGAGGGACGUCUCCCUCACUAUGUAGGAAAUAUAUUUCCAGCCUGCUCAUUCAUGAUGGGUUUCCUUACGGUCUCAUCACAUUGAUGGACGGAGAAGGAAAUGCGAAGGCUCUUACUUAUUUGCUUUGACUUUGAAUCACAUUUGAUGUUUGCUUUUCCUUUGAGUUUAAAGCUGGAGGUCGAUAUUGAGUGAUAUUCUUGUGAAAUAACGUUUGCUCCAGUGGAGUUUAUCUUUUGACUUCUUAAAAUGAUGUUGUCUGCCAU